AUGAUAUGCUUAGUUUUGCUGACUUUUGAAGUCGAACCUUCCUCGCAUGAGGGUGACCGCUGGCUGGUUAUGCCGGUAUGUCUUCGGUUUAUUGGAGCAUUUAAUGUACUUUUAACACCACUUAUGCUUGAAUGUUUAACAACUUAUAUUGAAAAAUGGAAAACAUUUGAUAUACAUCCAAUAUCUAUUCUUGAUGGUCUUCAUUUUCAAGCGCAAACACAAUCCAGUCCUUCCAUACCAUCCUAUGAUUUGUCAGCAACAAAAAUUUCCUUACUUUUACCGAAAAUAAAUGUUUGCCUAUUACAAGCUGGUUUAGCUGAAGAUAAUGUUCAAUUAACUGAAUUACGAACACCAGUUGACAUUGUAACAAUGUCAUUAUUUGCACUUUCAUGUAAACAAAUUCAAAUGGAAACAAUUCUAUCUAAACGUGAUCAAUCAACGGCUGGUGUUUUUAAGAUUCAAUCAAUCACAGGCCAAUUUCGUCGUUUUGAAAAUGAUUUUUCUUCAAUUGAAAAUGUCAAUAUUCAUGCUAUACAAUCGCAACGUUGCCGCUUACAAUUUCGUCUAUCAACAGAAAUUCAAACGCAUCUACCAAUAGGAGAUAAUCGAAAAAAUUUUGGUUUUGUUAUGAAUGAAUUUGGUUUACAACGGCUAUGUUUUAAAUUAAUUAAUAAUGCAGCAAAACAGCAGCAGCAAAGAAAACUUAUAUCACCAACUAUGACACAGAUUGAUGAAACACAAACAACAAGAGCUGCAACAAAGCACAAAUCAAAAAGAAAACAAUCCGCCGAACCAAUACUUCAAUCACCAUCAGCAACGGUUCAACCUACCGCAGCAUCUUCACUCGUUCCAAUACAAUCGUCAAGCAGUAUAUUCGACGGAUCUAUUGAUCAUGUAUGGAUAUCCUUUCCUGAACCUCCACAUCAUACACAUUCACCAUCGAACUCUUCCAAGCGCCCACGUGCAAAUACAACGACAAAUAAUCAACAACUUCCAACACCGAAAAAGCUCUUUUCUUACACACGUUACGAUUGGAAUUUUCUAUCAACAUUAUCGCCGACUGUUCUUGGUUGGUUUUGUGUUAUUAAUCGUAUACAAGAGCCAAUGGAACAUUUUCUUCGUAAACGUGAAAAACGAGUUGAUGCUAUUCUAGCCUAUUUCCUGAUUGAAACAACCCCAUCAUCCACAUUAUCACAGAGUAAAUUAUAUGAAUUAUUCACACCGAAAACAAAAUAUCUUCUUGCACAUCCGGUUUGUCAACUUGUUAGUGAACUUCGAAAACAUUUCAAUAAAAAUAGACAAAUUCAUAUUAAUCUACAGCCCAAUCUUAUACCUGAAUUACAAAUUCUCAAACAAGGCAUACGCGAAGCAUGUCGUGGUUGGGCUCAGACUAUUAAACAGCAACCAAAUAAAAAUAUCUCUCAGCCAUCAUCGUCAUCAGCAACAACAACAACAUCGCCCAUUAAUAUUAUUCUAAUGACAAAUAGUAAUGAUCAAGAACAACCACCAGCAGUCGUACGGGCGCCAACAAUGGUUGAUCGUGUUCAACGUUUCAUGGGACAUGAAUUUGUUAUAGCACAUCCCCGUCAUUCAUUAGCACCAGCAAAUAAACAGCAACAAGAUGGCUUAGAGACUUUCAUAGUCAACGGUACAACUGUUCGACGACGUAUGACAGUACAAAAUCCUCGAUUGAAUGUGAAUAAUAGAGAAACAUUCAUUGAAAUGGACAAUGAUCACAAUGACCCAACGCCAAAUCGAGACCAUCGACGUGCAUCAGGCUUUCUCGGUGAUGCUAUGCGACGUUUUGAACCGACAGUCAAUGUAAAUAAUGCAAAUGGUUAUAAACGCCUUAGCGUUGGCCUGGAUGAAUCUGAUUUCGAAUGUAAUCCCACUCAUCGUCACGAUGAUUCAUUCAAUGAAACAACUUAUUACACUGAUGUUGGACCGGAAUUUGCGGGUCCAGUUGAACAAUUAUUUAAAAUUUUACUUGAAUAUGCCGGUGUUCAACUAUCAGUAACAUCGUCGAUUGAACCGUUAUUUGAAAAGCUCGGCCAAAAAGUUCUUGCAUCAGCACACAUCAAACGAUUCGACGUUAAAAUUUUGCCCAAUGAACCAACAGCUGAAUCUCAAUUAUCCACAAAUCAUCCGCCAUCGUCACCGCCAACAACCGUUCAGUUUCGUUUACCACAUCUUCGCUCGUCAAUAUUUAAUACAUCUAAUGAAUUAUCAAUACUCUCGGUAACAAAUUUAAAUAUUCAAAGUGUCUGUCGACAAUCUCUUGAACAUGAUCAAUUACAUUCAGCUAACGUUCAAGCUGGCAUACGCGUACAACGUGUACAACAAGAAGUUAAUCUAUCAUUUAUUCGUCUUGUUUAUCAAUUUUAUACUGUUGUUGGUAACGCACUUGAAUACACAGGUAUCGAUGAGAUAACAAAAUCUGAUACAAAUCCAACUCAACAACAACAGUCAGCUGAAUUAAUCAAUGAUGUCAUACGAUCAAAUACCACAACCGAUCAUCCUGAUAGUGGCAUUCAAAAUCUCGUUAUAAAAUCGUUUCAACCGAAUCUACUUCGUAUGGAUGCUCAUCUUGAUGAUGACGAUUUAAGUAAUACGGAACGGCAAUGUUGGAAAAAACUGCGUGAACUUGUAGCAAUUUAUGGAACACUACCGGAAGUCAAACAAGUUCAGCCACCGGUAUCUACAGCAUCAAGAAAACAGCAACGAAGUGGUUCACAACCACCCAAUGAAAAUCUACCACACCAAAAUACGAAUGCAUCAUUCAAAUAUUUACAAACUCAAACACGAAAUGUUUCAACAAAUGUACCAAGUGAAACACUUUUACUAUCAUCGUUCGGUUGGUUGAUUAUCGAUGAAAUCUACUAUGCAGCUUCAUUGGGUGGUUUAAAAGUCGACGGAUGCAUGGGGAAAGUUCAAGGAAGUGUCAGUUUAUCACAAAGACUUCGAGCGAUAUCAUCAACAACUCGUAAUCAAAAUACGAAAAAAUACGAUGGUUCAUUAAUUGUGCAAAUCGGUUCCACAUCGCUUUCUCUAAAAGAAACCCUAUCAACAUCUACUGAUAGUCUCUCCGUUGCAAAUCUAUCUAAUAACAAUUCAACUUCGUCGAAUGCACCAUCAACAACUCGACAAAUAUCUGUUCUUGAUAUCAUCGUUGGUAAAUCACGAGCAUUAACAUCACUGCAAACGCGUGGUAUUAAUCUCACAUUAAGCGGUGUAACAAACAUCGGUACCAUCGCCAUGGAUGUUCCACUACGACCACAAGAAGUUCAUGAUCUUGUAAAUCGGGCUGGCCGUUUAAUUACAUCCUACGUUCAAGAAUUUCUUCCCGAUGAUACACAGCAAAUGCCUACCGCACCAUCGACAACAAAUGCAAACAUCGAAUCGAACAAUACGAAUCUAAAUGAUACCAUAGAAGAACAAAAUACGCCUACACCAUUAGAACGAACAGCAACUAAAAAACGUCUUGGUCCACGUCGUAAAAGUACCAUAACAUCCACUGUCAAUACACGCCCAAUAGACACUCAACAUAGUACAUCAUCAGGAGCUAAUAAACGAUCUAUAUUUGAAGCACACAUAACCGCUCAUUGUCAAGGAAUGACAUUUUCUACAACGCUUCUAUCAACAUUAAAAGCACAAUAUAAAAUCGGUGUUGUCGAAGGUGUUGCUAAUAUUGGCGGUAUGACAUCACGUUUUACAGCUAUUAUACAUGAACAUGCGCUUCAUUUUUUAAAUAAUAACAAUAAUGAUCAACGACAACCGCCAACGGUUAGUUCCGAUAAUCAUGUACGAAUCGAUUUUCCGCAAAUACGUUGCUAUGGAAAUUAUUCAAUUCAGCAAGAACAAGAAAAUAAAGCCAGAGGUCAUUUAAAUCUUUUGACCAAAAUCGAUAUACUUAAAAUAACCAUAACAGCUGAUUUUCUUGCACAAUUAGUUUUUGUUUCGAAAGUUAUUAUACAUGAAAUCAAUGAAAUUCUUGCUAAAGUUUCUGGAUUCGAUCAAUUUCAUUUCCGAACAAAUAAAAAUCUACGUUCAUCAUCAUCAUCGGGAUCACAAUUUAUGAAUACUAAUGCAACAGAUACGGAAGAUAAUUAUGAUGAUGAUGAUGAUGAUGAUGACGAUGAUGGACCGGAAAAAGAUCAACAAACAUCAUCAGCAACACUAUUUACAUAUAAAAUUGAUAUAGUAAUGAAAGGCUUUGAAGUUAUUGGACAAACACCAUCGAAUACAAUUGUUAAAUUUGAAAAUGGUGAUACAAAAGUACCCAUAUUUGUUAAAUUAACCAAUUAUCAUGAACAGAAUCCUGGGCUACUUUAUAAUAAACCAUUAAUUAAUGCUUUGCUAUUUAUUAAACUCAGCUUAGGACAAUUAUUACAUACAGGUGGCUUUCAAGAUGCAGCUUACUUUAAAACAAAAUUACUUGUGAGAAAUUCAUUUAAAUCUGAUGAUCCUGAAAAAGAAGCGUAUUUUAUUCGUUUAACAAAGCCCAGUUUCUACUGGCAACCCGGUGCAAUUGAUAAAGGUAUUCUUUUUUGGUUGAACUAUAAAAAUACUUACGAACAUUGGAAUGAACAACGCGGUGCAUUUACAACUCCGGCAAGCGAUUCAACACGUUUACGUUCAAUUGUUAAUGUUCCAAGUUCUCCUGCCACAACGAAAGAACUUAAUAUUAUGUUUCAAUUACAUAUCGUCGAUCUCGGUAUUGCUAUACCACUUCAACAAUAUGAUCCGCCAGCAAAGUUAACGGCCGAUAAUCUCACAACCCAACUAUUAAAUUCUCAGCCAUCUAUUCCGACGUCAGAUGAAAGCAGUGAUUUUCUUGUAUUUACACUUGAUAAAACAACUAUAUCUGCAUGUUCAUGCGGUGCAAUAAUAAGCUCAGGUUCGUUCGAAGGCUUUUGCUUUCGAUUUGCAGAAGAUUUUCAACAAACAAAUAAAAAUUGGAAACCAGCGCGUUCAACAUCAUCAUCAAAUACUAUUCUUAAUGCGUGUUGUGUACCCAGCGGAAAAUAUUUAAUGCAUUCGCGCGCAAAAAAUAUUCUUAAUUCGACUAGUCCAAAAUGGUUUUUAAAUGUUCAAUGGGAUAUGAAAGGUAUCGAUAUAAAUCUUGAUUCAAUCAUUGGCAAACGUUUUUCACAAUUAAUACGUACGAUAACAUCAACACAUCUAAUUGAACCUAUUGAUAAUUUAAGUAAUGAUGACGAUCUAUUAUCAAAUCCAAAUUCAAUAAAUACACAAGCUGGUAGUACGAUGAAUAUUAUGGAAAAUUUAGAUCAGAGUGAAGACGACGAAAGAAUAAAACGAUUAGAAUAUGAACAUUUAAUAUUAGGACAUAGAAUUGAAACAUUAAAACGAUCUCAAGCUCCCUUUGAAAUAUUAAAGCCAGAAUUAGCAAGAUACGAAUGGUUAGAAAAAGAAUUACUUCAUACCGUCAAAUCAGAAAUACAACAAAAAAUGAAAAAACAAUCAAAUAAGUCUGGUCAUAACCGAAAUCGAAUCGAUUCGCCAAUCCAUAGACGUACAAAAUCACAAGAUAAUAUUACAAAUUCAACGCAAUCACCGUCAGAUUUGAUUACACAUCCAUCGUCGAUUGCUGAAGAUGAUACAGAAAAACGAGCAUCCAAUUCAAAUACUCGUGUGUCUUCUCAAGAACCGACCGGAUUCGACGAUCAUCAUUCAAUUACACCUAACACACCAAAUGAAAUAACAUCAGCACCGGCUGUUGAUCUCGAAUUAAACGUACAAAUUCAAAUAGCCAGUGGCUCGUGUAAUCUUUACACUCGUCGGGAUUUAAUAUCGAAUGCGUCUGUUUCAACGACGAAUGCUGCCAAACAACAGCAGCAACAGCAACAGCAACAAUCACAAGCAACUAUUGGUGCAAUUGUAAAUGUGAAUAAAAUUGAAUAUCAAGUAUCUCAAUUUUCUCUACCGGGUGUUGAUGUUGAUGCACAUUAUAACUCGAAACAUAAUAAUACAAUAAACAGUGCGUUGAAUAAACGAGCUAGUUUCUAUUGUCGCGCUAUGAUACAAUCGCCAUCAUCACAAAUUACAAUACAUCCAUUGUUACUUGAUUUUCUCGAGCAAACACUUGAACAUGUCACCUUACCAAGAGAACAAGAACGACAAACAAAUUUACAACAAGAACAAGUGCAAACAAUCAAUGGACAAAAUUUAGAUAAUGACCAUUUGAAUACAAUGUUUUUAAUCGAAGAUCAAUCAUCAACAACAUCAUUUCCUAUCGAUGUCGUUGUUAGUCUUUUUAUUCAGCCGUCAGUUCUUCUAUUUACGUGUUUACCAACGCAUCCAAUGGAAUGUGAACUUCGUCUGCCAACAGUUGACGUUGUAUUUUCUUCGAAACGUGCCCUAUCCGAUAAUAUACCAUCAUCGACCACAACACUUGCAAAUGAUUCUGAACAAAUUAUUGAAAAUUCCUUAGGUGGCUUAAGUUUCUCACUCUAUAUGAAAGACUUUAAACUCAAUGUUUAUCAUCCGUUUUCUGGCGAAUCAAAAGUGCAUUUAUUUGAAGAUAUACGUUCGGGACAAUUACAAACACGCAAUGCAUUAGCAGUGAGUGUACAUUCAGUUUCGUUCAAUAUUUCACGUACACGUUAUACAUUAAUUGAACGUGAUGGAGAACUCUUAAACAGUAUACAACUAUCUGUUAUUGGCCAAAUAUCGAAAGCACAAUUUGAAUAUGAUAUAAGACGUUUUUCAGAAAUUUUAACAUUUCCAAAAAUAUGGUAUAAUCGUUCACUGGCUCGUCGGCUAUUCUUAGGCGAUGAAAAUUUGCCAACAACAAUUUCAUCAUCAACGACAAUAACACGGCCGAUAGCUCCAAUUAGAAUAAAGACAACAGCGAAUAAACAGUUACGUAAAGAAGCUCGAGUACUUCUAGCAAUACAAUUAAAAGAACUACAAAUAUCGAUGCGUAUGUCAAAUGUUAUGGGCAAAGUUGAAUGGAAUACAACAGAUGUUUGUUCAACUGGAAGUUUAACAUUGACAAGCGAUGGACAGCGAGCUAUCUUUUUUUCGUUAGGCCUUCAAAAGUCUCUUUUUCAAGCAGAACAAGGCAUUGUUGGUGGUAAUAUAAAAUUGCAAAAUCUUAGAACUACAGGUCUAAUUCGUCAAGGUCUACAUGGUCGUGCGCUUCUCAAUGCAUCAUCUCAUGCAUUCAAUGUUUUAACAAAUGCCAUUGAGAUUCGUCUUGAUUACAUGGGCUCUCCAACAUUAAUGGGUCGUAUAUCUCAUAUAUUACUUCGAUUGAAAGAUGACCAUCAUGGAAUUACCGGUGAUCACUCGGCACCGCCAUCAACACUUGUACUUCUGAAUCUUGAAUGGUCACAGCUGCACCUCAUGAUAACACGUUCAACAACACCAGAUAUAAUAAAAAUGGCAAUGAAAUUAACGGAAUUUUUCAAUUCUCAAUUACUUAAUUCAAAAAAUCUAUUAGCCUCAAUUCAAUAUGAUUUUAGUGAUGGUACUAAACGAGAUAGUAUUGAGAAAAAAACUAACAACGGACAAUCGAAAUGCGAUACAAACAUUAUCAAACGAUACAUUGGCAUGCACGGAGGAGAACUAAUGUUGCAAGGGCAUAAUUUAACAUUAGUUGUUUUUCAUGGAUUAAAUUUUUAA
Molecule: messenger RNA, 7647 nt
Organism: Rotaria socialis
Lineage: Eukaryota; Metazoa; Rotifera; Eurotatoria; Philodinida; Philodinidae
Source: the annotation of a GenBank genome assembly